AUAUACUUAUCUCCUCACUAUCCUCAGUCUACAACCGACGUUAGUGGCGAAAGUUUGGUUUUCAUUUAGUACAAAUUGGUCGGAUACAUCAAAGAAGAGCAGAGAUGAGGGAAUUAAUAUGGGCAGUACUUAUAUUCCUGCCUUCAUUAACAACACAGCAAUGCUUAACGUCUUCCGACAGCAAGCCUAUGGAUGUGAACGCUCGUGAAUAUCUCAGCACAGGGGAGCAGCAGUUCACUCUAAAUAUGAUCAAGUUGGUGAACCGGCAAAGGCAGACGGAAAAUGUGUUUUUCUCUCCGUUCGGCAUUUACAACGCUCUUCUCCUGGCUUAUUUCACCGCCAAUGGCAAUACAGAAGCUUCAAUUAAACAAGUGCUCGGAUUGCCUGCAAAUCAUGACAAGGCAAACACAAUGCAAGUAUACAAGCUGGAAAGGUACUACCAGAAAGCUCGAGAAUACAACACUUCCAGUUAUGAAUUUUCAAUGGCGAACCGCUUGUUCAUCUCGCCGACGGAGGAAGUCAAGGAAUGCAUGAAAUCGCUGUUUGAGGAAGAAAUAAAAGUGACAGAUUUUAGCAAAAAUCCUGUUAAAGAGAUUAAUCAAUGGGUCUCCAAUCUGACACGAGAUCAGAUCAAAGAUUUCCUUCCAGAAAAUUCGCUGGACCCGAACUCAAAACUUGUUUUGGUCAAUGCAGCAUAUUUCAAAGGAAUGUGGACAACUAAAUUUGUAAAGGGAGACACCAAGAAGGAAGUGUUUUAUAUUUCAAAUUCCAAUACUACUUUUGUUACGAUGAUGAAAGUGAAAUCGACAUUUAACCACAUGGUAUCGGAAAAACUAGGAGCUCACAUCUUAGAACUCCCUUACCAGGGUGAUGCCAUUUCUAUGUUUAUUAUGCUGCCUCCUUUUGCCAGCCCUAAUGGGGUCACCAAUAUUCUCGAAAGGCUCACCCUUAAUACUUUGAAAGAAGUUAUCAAUAACAAUACCGUUUCUAGGUUGGUCGAAGUUAAAGUACCAAAAUUCACCAUUGAACAUGAAUUAGACCUGGUGCCUGUUUUAGAACAGUUGAACGUAGGAGACCUUUUUAAAGAUACAAGCGACCUUACAGGGCUGACAGGAAAGCCAGGAAUACAUUUGGACUCGGCAUUGCAUAAGUCGAAAGUUUCGUUGGAUGAGGACGGUACAACAGCUGCCUCGGCCACAGCGUUUUUCAGCUUUAGAUCGUCCAGGCCUUUGGAGCCAGCACGAUUCUACUGCAACCACCCAUUUGUCUACUUCAUUUACGACCACAUCUCCAAGAAUAUACUUUUUAUCGGUGUCUUUAACAAACCCACUGAAACAACAACUUAAAAAGAAAAGACACUUAACCGUGUAAAUAUAUAUAUAUUUAACUAUUGUAAAUAAAUACAAUUUAAAAUAUAGAUAAAUAAAAAAACUGUCACUUAUCUUAUAAUCUAGAAUAAGUAUGAAUUGGAAUACUUGGGGGAAACAGUUACCCCGCACCAAAACUAUAUUUGAAAAUAAGUCCUACUUAUUUUGUAUAUGUGUUUCUAUUGUAAAUAUAAGUGCAUUCCAUUCCAAAAAUAAAAAUAAAAUAAUUAUAUUGUAUUUAUUUAACUGUCACUUAAAUAUUGUGUGAUU
Molecule: messenger RNA, 1637 nt
Organism: Cimex lectularius (bed bug)
Lineage: Eukaryota; Metazoa; Arthropoda; Insecta; Hemiptera; Cimicidae
Product: serine protease inhibitor 88Ea-like
Exons: 6
Coding region: 105-1346 (413 amino acids)
Molecular function (GO): serine-type endopeptidase inhibitor activity
Source: RefSeq, a predicted model, not a curated record